GUUUAACCUAUUUUAUGUUCUUUUCUAAGAUCUCCUGUAUUGUCUCGUACACACACGUUUUUAUUGAGAGGUGGCUUCACAUUCACAAGCAGUGAAACUACAGGCCCAGAGUUUCUUGGAUUGCUUGCUGUUAUUUUGUUUACUAAGUCUCAUAUGAGUCCGGAUAUCUGACACAGGCCCGCUGCAGUAGUAAUGGUAGCCCAAAGUGUAGAGUUACCAACCCGUUGCUACAGCAAUGCUGCUUAGCAACACCCGAUAACAUUAAAGACAAGUUGAGAUCAGGUUAGACAAGAGACUUAGACCUGCUUUUGCUCUUGCGUCAUGAGAGAGCAGUCAUUUGGCAAUUCCAGAACCCUGGACAGCGACUGGAAAAUUGAAGGUCCUCGUUAGUGUUUUUCUGAGACAUAUUGGCUGGUUUGAAGGGACAGAUAUGGAUAGAUGUUUCACAAACAAGGAGGAAUCUAAGGAUAAGUCUGUAACCUUGAAAGACGACGUUUAGAGGAAUGUUCAAGAAGAUUAAUAAUGUGUUUCGUCCCAACCAUCACGGACACAGAGGGAUGGAUGGUGGUGGAAGGUUUCGGUCCGAGCAGGACUACCACAAAGCCUGCACUGUCAGACUGGUCCGCAGCACCUCCAUGCUUGUGGUUGGAGAGAAAACUCAGACGGCCGUGGGCUCCACUUUGAAACGGAGCAAAAGCACAGUGAGCAUUGAGUCGACUUUUUACUAUUAUCAGAGACAAGAGGACAGGAUUUGGCUUUACUCGCAGAAUCAGAACUGCCUGGAGUACCUGGAAGCACUUGUGGCUUUGAGACAGCAAUACACACAGAGUGUAGUUAACUUGAAAAGUAAUGAAACCAAGGCCACGGUGUCCUCCAAGAAGAAGCCUGCACCCCCGCGGCCUACGAAGGAAGAACUGAUAUCAAGAGCCAAACCUUCUGCCCCUCCAGUCCCCAACGAGGAAGACACUUUGCAGUUCUUUGAUGCAGUGAUCGCAGACUGCGACAGUGAACCUCUGCGCAAACAGUUUAUGGAUGAUGGAAACGCAGAUGUGGACUUCAUAGUGGCCUCCAGCUCGGCAGAACACGACCUCCACUCUAACUGGGUCUUGCGGGUUCCUCGGGUCGCAGAUGACUCCAAGCCGAAAGCAGUUCAUGAGCGUGCCAAUGAAAGCGCCCCAAAGAAGAAAAACCAGAGCGGGUCCACGAGCAGCAGACUGCGGCUGCAGAGGAACCCGAUCCAUCUGCCCAAAGUGGUGGAGAGUGCAUUCCAGACUCUGCGCUUCAAGCCCAAAUUAAAAAAGCAGUGAAGCUUGAUGAGACAUUUGAAACCACCAGCACUGCCACUCUGCUGCCAUACACCAUGCUCUGCUAAAACUCCAUCCGGACAAUUAUUACUUACAUUAAAUAUUUAGAAGGAAUUUAAUAAAGCAAAUGUAAAGAAGUUAUUUAAAAAAACUGUCCAGCCGAUGACGUCACGUUAAGUCCUUUUUUUCACAGCAGACAUUUUGACUUAUUUAGAAAGUGUUAAUUAUAUUAAUUACAAAUUAAAAACCUUCAAAUAUUCUACAUAUUUUAUACAGAAUUUAACUUUUAUAGCCAGCAAGUGUCAGCUUUUCAAUUUACAACAUUCUCUAGUUACCUACAAAACUACUUCUGUGAUAGUCUUAUCCAGUAUUAUUUGUUUCCGGGAUAUUCAACAUCAAUAUCUCAUUCAUCAAUUCAUCAAUUGGAUUCCACAUUAAAUGUAAGAAUAUUUCUUGGGAUUAUAUUCGCAGCAUAGUAUGUAAUACAAAUUCUUUCACCAACCCAUUUGUUAAUAGCAUUUCUUUCAAAUGUGCUUUUGAAAUAAAUUAAGAAAAAUACAUAUGUACUAUUAUUAUUAUAUUA
Molecule: messenger RNA, 1887 nt
Organism: Etheostoma cragini (Arkansas darter)
Lineage: Eukaryota; Metazoa; Chordata; Actinopteri; Perciformes; Percidae
Exons: 3
Coding region: 504-1307 (267 amino acids)
Source: RefSeq, a predicted model, not a curated record